Molecule: messenger RNA, 2450 nt
Organism: Odocoileus virginianus texanus
Lineage: Eukaryota; Metazoa; Chordata; Mammalia; Artiodactyla; Cervidae
Source: RefSeq, a predicted model, not a curated record
ACUCCUGACUUUGUGUGGGAAAUUAACACAUUGACUGUACCCAGUAGCUCAUUAAUCCUUUUUCCAGAGAUGGCAAUUCAUGGCAGUGUAGUUUUUGUUUCGUGUGUGUAUGUGUGUGUGUGUGUUUGCAAGACCCUUACUCAAGACUAAUUUCUAACAAUAUUUUGAAGCUGUGGCCCUGAUUUCUAGCCUAUAAGAAAUCUGAACAAUAGAGAUUUCAUGACCCCCAACUUUGUGUCAUGACUCCCUGUGGCAACUUCCAACAACAAAGAUGUUCUCGGCACUUUCUGUGGUGACAGAGAGCCCAGUGACCACUGAGUGUGGGCACAGCUUUUGUCUGGUGUGUCUCCUGAGAAGCUGGGAGGAACAUAACACCCCUUUGUCAUGUCCUGAGUGCUGGAGGACCUUGGAGAUCCCGCAUUUCCAGCCCAACGAGCGUCUGGGGAGGCUGGCUGGCAUUGGCAAGCAGCUCAGGUCCCAGGUGCUGCACAGUGAAGGCAACCAGGGCAGCUAUGAGAGGAUGCUGGCUGCCACCAGGAUGUUGUCUGAUGAGGAGCUGGGAGGCCACAACUUCUCAACCCAAGGCCCCGGAGUAAACAGAAUGAAUCUCUCCAGUGAGGCUGAGGAGCAUCACAAAGAGAAACUCCAGGAAAUACUAGACAUUUUGUGUAAAAAGAGAAAGGAAACAGAGGUUAUAUUAAACCAUGAGAAGGAGAGAGUGAUAUUGUGUAAGGAAGAGACAAAGACCUGUAAGCAGGUUGUCCUGUCAGAAUAUGCAAAAAUGCACCAGUUCCUGAAGGAGGAGGAGCAGCUGCAGCUGCAGCUUCUAGAAAUGGAGGAACGAGAGAACCUGAAGAAACUGCGGGACAACGAGAUCAGGCUGACCCAGCAGAUGCGAAGCCUGAGCAAAAUGAUGGAACAGAUAGAGUCCACGUGUCAGAACUCGGUUAUAGAGUCUUUCGAGGAUGUGAGAGGAAUACUGGAAAGGAGCGAGCCCCUCUUGCUUCAGUGUCCAGAGGCCAUCAGCACGGGACUGACUCUGUGCCACAUCACAGGAAUGAGGGAGAUGCUGAGAAAAUUCAGCACGGAUAUAACCCUAGAUCCAGCCACAGCCAACGCCUACCUAGUCUUGUCUGAGGAUCUGAAAAGUGUGAAACAUGGAGGAAUCCGACAGCAGUUGCCUGACAACCCUGAAAGAUUUGACCAGUCUGCCACGGUGCUGGGCACUCAGGUCUUCACCUGCGGGAGACACUACUGGGAGGUGGAAGUGGGCAACAAGACCGAGUGGGAGGUGGGCAUCUGUAAGGACUCAGUGAGCAGGAAGGGGAACCUCCCCAAGCCUCCUGGGGACCUCUUCUCACUUAUAGGCUUAAAGAUUGGCGAUGAUUAUAGUCUUUGGGUCUCAUCACCUUUGAAAGGCCAACACGUCAGAGAGCCAGUGCAUAAGGUUGGCAUUUUCUUAGACUAUGAGUCUGGACAUAUAGCGUUCUACAACGUGACAGACGAGUCCCUCAUCUACAGCUUCCCUCCAGCCUGUUUCCAAGAGGCUCUCAGGCCCAUCUUCUCCCCUUGUCUCCCAAACGAAGGGACCAACACAGGCCCUCUUGUCAUCUGCUCACUGAAGCACCAUUGCCCUGCUCACUGAUGCCCUCAGCCUUUUCGGAGAGUGAGGUCUAAGACCAACUGAUAACUAUUAAUUAGGAUGAUUAAUGCAUCGAUGGUAUUAACAUCAGGUGAUCUGAAAGAAAGCACCCCCCUCCCCAACAACCCUCAGAAGUUUCCAUUAUUUUGAGCCCUCACUGAACAGCCAAAUUGGACAAUCAACUUCUAACACCAAUAGGAAAAAGCUGACUUUAUCCUGUGUCUUGAAUCAAAUUCAUUAUCUAGACUGCCCCCUAUAUGUGCUGAUCACUGAAAAUGUAAAGAUAGAACUAGUCCCUAGUAACCUGAAUCCCAUUGUCAUAGGCCGGUUUAUAAAUCUAUGUCAUUUUUUUCAAGUGUAUUUAUUUAUUUGACUCUAAAAAGCUCCACUAUUUGCAUGUGUCUGUCUUAUGUGUAAAGCUCCUUGUGCCAGGGCAAACCUAACUCCUCCAGGGGGCUGGAUACAUGGGUUCUCCUUUUUCAUGACUCGGCCUUCUCUGAAAAAGUGCUUUUCUUCCCAUCCUAUGGGGCCUGAAGAGUCGGUCCUCAGGAAGAGUUAUGUGUUCAGAAUGGUACAAAGAUAUGUGUGAAUAUCAUCGUGGCAUUCACAUUACCAUAUUCACAAGAUCAUGGAGCUUUCUGUUGUUAAUAUAUUCAAAGGCGACAAAGCAAAGUAUUUAGUCAAUACACAUAUCAAGGCUGUGGGUGCAGAGUGAGUUUUUGAGUUUUGUGUGUUAGUUGCUCAGUCGUGUCUGGCUCUUUGUGACCCCACAGACCCUACAGAGGAGCCCCUCCAAGCUCGUCUGUCC